Thermothielavioides terrestris NRRL 8126 is the source of this 240-nucleotide messenger RNA. RefSeq lists its product as uncharacterized. The transcript has a single exon. NCBI's taxonomy places the organism in Eukaryota, Fungi, Ascomycota, Sordariomycetes, Sordariales, Chaetomiaceae. The annotation marks the transcript as partial. The record is from RefSeq and is a predicted model, not a curated record.
ACGGUGGCCCUAUGCCAGUCCUUCUGCAGCGGCUACACCUACUUUGGCCUCGAGUACGGGGGCGAGUGCUACUGCGGCAACAGCUUCGGUCUCGGCUCCACAGCCGCCGCUUCCGCCACCGACUGCAACAUGGCGUGCGACGGGAACUCGGCCCAAACGUGCGGCGGGCCCAGCCGCUUGAGAGUCUGGAGUAAGGGCGGCGUCGCCCCCGCGUACCCGUCGACGGUCCCGAGCGUGGGC